CUUCUUAACGAUGACUGUGCUUUGAUUUCUUGUGUGGUGUUGAUCUUAGCAGUUUCAUUUCCUCUGCACAUAUCUUUUCAAUUAGCCUGCUACACUCUCUCAUUAGAGUUCACUUUGUUUGUACAUGAUUUAUAUACACUACUUUGGAACCACUAAGGUUGAAUACACUGCAUUCCUGGACCCUGAUCAACCUCUGAUUUGCUGGAAGUAAUGUUAAUAAUAAAUAACGUCAAACAUCUAACAUUCUUGCCAAUCACUAAUUUAAAUAAGACAAAUUUUAGGUUUCCGCCCACAGUUUAACAACACAUAUCUUAAUAAAAGGCAUUGUUCAGGCAUAUUACGCAAAAGAAUUGCACUGUAAUUCACAGGUGACCAGUCAGGAAUGUACAGUAUAAGUAGCACCACUCACUCAACGUCAGUGGUGAAAAUUUAAACACAACACUAAUGAGGAUAAGCGGUAUAGGAAAUGAAUGAAGAAAUAAAUAAGGGCUGCACACUUUGUUCCAUUAUAGUUCAAAUUAGUGCUGUAGCGAUUAAUCGAUUGCUGUAAUUUUCGGACUAUAAGUCGCAGUUUUUUUCAUAGUUUGGCUGGGGGUGCGACUUAUACUCUGGAGCGACUUAUGUGUGAAAUUAUUAACGCAUUAUUAUAUCAUUUCACAUGCUAUUUUGAUGUUUUGGAGUGACACUGAUGGUUUGUUAAACUUGUUAUGUUCUUUAUGCUAUAGUUAUCUGAAUAACUUUUAAUAGCUGUGUUACGUUAACAUACCGGCCACUUUCGCAUUUCGUUGUUCAUGCAUCAUGUAAUAUUAUCAUCCUGUACACGUAUCCAGGUUGUUGUUCUCUAUUGUAUUUUUAUUUUAAAUUGCCUUUCAAGAUGACGUAUCUGUUCGAUUUGUUGGAUUUAUCAACUAAAUUUCCCCCCAAAAUGCGACUUAUAUUCCAGUGCGACUUUGAUGCUUUUUUUUUUCUUCUUUGUGCAUUUUUGGGCUUGUGUGACUUAUACUCAGAUGCGACUUGUAGUCCGAAAAAUUCAGUAACUCGGGUAAUUCACUUAGGAAAAAAGCAUCCAAUCAAAAUUUGCUGCUUCGAGGAUUCGUUUAAUUAGAGUGACGUUGUUUUUAAAGUGUUUGCAUUAGUUAUAUUGAUUUGAGUGGAUACACUGCCCUCUAGUGGCACAGUGAAUAUGAAAUAACUCAUCCAACAUGGCUAGAUCUAGCUGCUCCCUGUUAAGACCAACAUAGGGUUGUAGAUUUUUGUUUACGCUAAUAUGAUUAUGCAUUUGUAAUCUAGUUCAGACGGAGGUAUAUUUAGCAUUUUUUUUUUGUGGGAAUAUGUGUUUGGAAUAGUGUUGUUUUUGGCAGCCCUUUUAAUUUUUGUCAUAGACUAAAUCUUUUGGACAAAAAUACUUAUUGUUCUUAGUCAUAUUUUAGUCAUUUUAAAAUGUGUUUGUCUUCGUCUUGUUUUUGUUUAUGACACCUCGGACUAGUUUUGUCUAGUUUUGGUCGCUGUUUACUCAAAAUGUUUUCAUCUUUAAAAUUCAAAAGUUUUUGUCCAAAAAUAAAUAUUGGUUUCCAACUAUUUCGAAUGAACAUUGACAGGCGAGCACAUCUUAUAGCGUCCACAAAGACAACGCGAACUUCCUGUUGAUAAUACAUUCUAAGCAACAAAACAGUACAUUAUUUUCACGAGCAUAAUGCUAAUGCAAAUGCAAUGCUAAUACUACAAGUUACAUUUAAUGAGUGAUGAUCACUCAGCAUAGACCUUUAAAGGCUAAAGCAACAUUGUAUAUUGUCUCGGCAAGAUAGGAAAACAAAACUGAAUAUUUUUUGCAAACAAGCAAGCCUGGAGAAAAGAGGACACUGGUGAGUUGCGGGUGGGGGUGCAGUACGUCACAUGUCACACAGCCAGACAAUGCCACGAUGCAGGCUAACUACACAUAAAAUUUCACGCAUUGUGAACAUGUGACGGAAACUAUGGCGGAUUUUUGUCUCGUCCUCGUCUCGUCAGACGAAAACUUACAUCCGUUUCGUCAUGUUUUAGUCUCCCAAGACAUGUUUUUAGCUUGUUAGCAUCUCGUCAUAGUCAUAAAAAAAAAGUGUUCGUCAUAGUCAUAGUUGACGAAAACAGCACUGGUUCGAACUAUUUCUUAAGAGCAUUGUAAGAAAAAAAAAUAGCAUUUUGUAGCACUUUUGGUAUGCAAGUUAGUCAAUUGUUCUUUUGUUGUACUUCGAUCCUCGUUUAUUUUUUUUUUUUAGAUCAGGUAUUUUAAUUUGAAAUUAUUUUUGUUUGAAAAAACACUCAGGAGUUUUAUUUGUAUUCGCAUUUAAUGCUCUUUUGAAAGUGCAAGCACAGCAAACCUUUGUUUUACAUCUCCUGUAAGUACGGCUGCAUGUAUUGAUUAUUUUAGUAGUCGAUUAAUCGAUGAACUAGUUAGUUUGAAUAAUCGAGUAAUCGGAUAAGGAACAUAAAAAAUUACAAUACCUGAGCUGCGCCUCAACCGGCAUAAAAAAAUAAUCUAAUAGGAUCUAAGUACAACAAAAGAACAAUUGACUAAAUUGCAUAGCAAAACGCUGCUAGCUUUAAUGCUAUAAAAUGCUAUAUAUACUUGUAUAUAUAUUUUUUACAAUGCUCUUGACAAAUGGUUAAAAUGCAUAUUCCCACAAAAACGCCUAAAUAUAGCUAUAAACUAAAUUAUGAAUGCAUUAAAAAAAACUUUUUGGCCUUAUUUAAGGGUUAGUUCCUGUUUGAACAAAUUGACUAAUUUUCACAUAAGUGUGAAACAAAAGAACCUUCAGCAAAUAAAAACUAAAACCUCAGUGACAUUCUACUUUAGAAGUUCCAUUGUAAUUAGUAAUGGCUAGAAUAGAAUUCUGCAAUAGAACUUCCCUUUUUGAUGCUGAUGCAUAUUCUUAAGCUACGCCCUAAUAUCAAUGAAAUAUUUUUCCACAUUCAUGCUUGCGUAAUAUGGAGUCGCAUGUGGAUUUAAAACCUCCAAAUAUGUAUGUAUCCUGUUGGAGGGAUAUCUGCAACCAUAAACGCCAACAGGCUGCGAGCAGAAGGUAUGGGCUCCAACGAGCAGGCAGUGCACUUCGCCAACCAGGACUAUGAGGCACUGAAGCAAGAGUGCAUUGAGUCGGGCUGCCUUUUCGAAGACCCUUGUUUUCCUGCUGAGCCACCAUCGCUUGGCUUCAAGGAGCUCGCCCCCUAUUCUGCUAAAACCAGAGAUGUUGAGUGGAUGAGACCCACGGACCUGGUGAGUCAGCCUCAAUUCAUUGUAGGUGGUGCCACCAGGACGGACAUCUGUCAGGGAGCGUUGGGGGACUGCUGGCUCUUGGCAGCCAUUGCUUCUCUUACCCUGAAUGAGAAACUGCUUCAUCGGGUUGUCCCACAUGGGCAGUCCUUCGACGAUGACUAUGCAGGAAUUUUCCACUUUCAGUUCUGGCAGUUUGGCGAAUGGGUAGAUGUUGUAAUAGAUGAUCGACUUCCUGUCAAAGAUGGCGAGCUGAUGUUUGUGCAUUCUGCUGAGGGCAAUGAAUUCUGGAGUGCACUGUUGGAAAAGGCUUAUGCCAAGCUGAAUGGUACCUAUGAGGCUCUGUCUGGAGGAAGCACCACUGAGGGUUUUGAAGACUUCACAGGUGGUGUCUCGGAGAGUUACGAACUCAGCAAAGCCCCGAGAGAUCUGUACAAGAUAAUCGGCAAAGCUCUGGAUAGAGGCUCCCUGCUGGGUUGCUCCAUUGAUAUAACCAGUGCCUUUGACAUGGAGGCUGUAACAUUCAAGAAGCUGGUGAAGGGCCACGCCUAUUCAGUCACUGGACUGAGGGAGGUGGAUUACCGAGGCAGAAUGGAGCGUUUAAUCCGAAUUCGUAAUCCUUGGGGCCAGGUGGAGUGGACAGGUGCCUGGAGUGACAAUUCCUCAGAAUGGGAGCAAGUUGAUCCAUCUGAACGAGAUGAAGUGCAUCUGCAGAUGGAAGACGGAGAGUUCUGGAUGUCGUUUAGUGAAUUCCUGAGGCAGUUUUCCCGCCUCGAAAUCUGCAACUUGACUCCGGAUGCCCUAAAGGAGGAUACUCUCAGCCACUGGAACACCAUCAAGUUUAAUGGCACAUGGAGGAGAGGCAGUACCGCUGGAGGCUGCAGGAAUCACCCUAACACGUUCUGGAUCAACCCUCAGUAUAAGAUCACACUGCUGGAGGAGGAUGAUGACCCUGACGAUGAUGAGGUCGCCUGUAGUUUUUUGGUUGCACUGAUGCAGAAGGACCGACGCAGGUAUCGCCGACAUGGUCAGGAUAUGCACACCAUUGGCUUUGCUCUGUAUGAGAUCCCAGAGGAGUUUAAAGGCUGCCAGAAUGUCCACCUGAAGAAGAAUUUCUUUCUGAGAAAUCAGUCGUGCGCUCGCUCUGAGACUUUCAUUAACCUGCGGGAGGUGAGCACACGGCUCCGUCUACCUCCUGGAGAAUACCUCAUCGUCCCGUCCACCUUUGAGCCUGGUAAAGAGGCUGAUUUCGUCCUCCGAGUCUUCACUGAGAAGCAAUCAGAAACAGAAGAACUGGAUGACGAAAUAUCUGCAGAUUUAGAAGAUGAGGAUGAACUAACUGAAGAUGACAUUGAUGAGUCCUUCAAGUCCAUGUUUGCCCAACUAGCAGGCGAGGACAUGGAGAUUUCCAUUCGUGAGCUGAAGACCAUUCUGAACAGGGUCGUCUCACGCCAUAAAGAUCUGAAGACGGAUGGGUUCAGUAUGGAAUCCUGCAGAACCAUGGUCAAUCUAAUGGAUAAGGAUGGAAGUGCUCGUUUGGGAGUUGUGGAGUUCCAAAUUCUUUGGAACAAGAUCCGAAAGUGGCUGCUUGUUUUUAGACAAUUUGACCUUGACAAGUCAGGUGCCAUGAGUUCAUAUGAGAUGCGGCUUGCUGUGGAGGCAGCAGGUUUUAAAUUAAACAACAGACUAAAUGAGAUUCUGGUGGCCCGGUAUGCAGAGAAUGAGAUGAUCGACUUUGAUAACUUUAUCUGCUGCUUGGUCAAGCUUGAGGCCAUGUUCAGGUCUUUCAGGCAGUUUGACAAAGAGUCAACAGGAGUGGCUGAACUGACUCUUAUAGAAUGGCUUUACCUGACCAUGUGUGGUUGAAGACUACGUACAGCGCCAAGUGAGGGAUGGCAGCAGCCUGCAGACUGUCAUGAUUGUUUUAAUGCUCAGCCUUAUUAAUCCAAUAACUUUUUCUGACUGUAGUAUACACAUACAGUAGUAGCAAGGUGACUGUAUAAGCACGCAUUAAAAAGUCCAUCCAAUUCAAGUUUCCACUAGAAACUAUGCAAACCUAAUGUAUGCAGCUAUCACUCCUGCAUGAGUAUAUACGUAAUCACAAAAUGGCAAGUUCUUUGCAUGGUGAUGUUUCUAUAUUUUGGGUUAGUGGUCUCUAAAGAUCCUGCUACUAAAAUAUGCUUUAAACAUGUUAGGUUAAUGCUUUUAAAAAGUAGUUACGCAGUUUCUAAUCAAUUAUGUUGACAUAAUAAUUUUUCCUACUUUGUAUAACUUCUAUUGACAUUAACAGGACAGUGUUGAUUGAAAUUUGCACCAGUACAGACUUGAGUUUAUGAAUUUUUAUAUUUUUUGUGUUGUUAGAAAGUAGCAGCAGAUCUACGUGGGGUUGCAACCCAAGAUUUCACUUAGCACUGAAAUUUUAGUUGAAGCUGCUAGCAAAAAUGCCUCACAUUGAGAAAAACUGAUGACAAAACAUUUACAGGGAUCAUAAUCUUGGAACGCCUUAAACAUGUUAAAUUAAUAUGUGCCAGUUUUGUUUUGUGUUCAGAAUGUGUGUUGUGCCUUCAAUAAAUGCCAUUAACAUCA
This is a messenger RNA of Corythoichthys intestinalis (scribbled pipefish), 5836 nucleotides long. Its product is annotated as calpain-1 catalytic subunit. The record is from RefSeq and is a predicted model, not a curated record. Gene Ontology annotation, cellular component: cytoplasm. The coding region runs from base 3002 to 5116 and encodes 704 amino acids. Gene Ontology annotation, molecular function: calcium ion binding; calcium-dependent cysteine-type endopeptidase activity. Lineage: Eukaryota; Metazoa; Chordata; Actinopteri; Syngnathiformes; Syngnathidae. The transcript is spliced from 22 exons. Gene Ontology annotation, biological process: proteolysis.